This is a messenger RNA of Canis lupus familiaris (dog), 1402 nucleotides long. RefSeq names its product coiled-coil domain-containing protein 70-like. NCBI's taxonomy places the organism in Eukaryota, Metazoa, Chordata, Mammalia, Carnivora, Canidae. The transcript has 2 exons. The record is from RefSeq and is a predicted model, not a curated record. Bases 444 to 1208 code for a protein of 254 amino acids.
GAGAUGAUCAAAGGGAUAUUUCACUCUCAUCAAGUUAAAAACAAAGAAAUUGAAAACCUUCACAUGGAUCUUCUUAGUUUUACAUUAACUCUCAUUCCAUGCUAUUAUGUUUUACUAUUUUUAAGUUAAAUACAGAGUUUGGAAUGUGUGAGAAAAAAUACUUUUUCUUCAACCUUGUUAAACAUAUAUAAUGUGAGCAGCUACUAAAAAACCUGAUACAGUGAAUAAAUUGGCAAAUCUUAAUCAGAGUGGACCUGACUGAGCCUUGUUUAGAUCCCUGCUAUAUUACUUGUACAAGUCAAUACAACAACCAAUUCUAUAUGAAGAAAUUUGCAACAAAUUUAGGACCAUUUUUUUUGUUGUAAAUAUCAUUAGUUCACCUUUGUAUGAACCCAGAAUAUUCGAAGUGUAUAUAUUUUGCUCAGAUAAAACACUAAGAAAUAAUGGCUGUCUCUCAAUCAAAGUGGAUAAAUAGAGACAGAAUAUUGCACUUGUUUUCAUCUGUUUUCUCUUGUACCCAAGAUCAAAAUAAGCUCAAACAUGAGUCUCACGAGGUCGAAAAAAAUCUUCAGAGAGACAAUAAGGUGUCCAGGGAUGAGAACAAGGCUCUUAGAAAAGAAAACAAAUCCCUCUGGGGAGAAAAUAAAGCUCUUCGACGAGAAAACAAAGCCUUCCGAAUGGACCAGUUGAUCCCGGAGGUAAAUCAGUCCUUGAGAGAGCAAAACGAGGUCCUAUGGAAGUUUAAAAAUGUGAUCUUAGAGAGCCAAAAUCCAGCAGGGGAAAAAAUCAAUGCUUUGAACACAGAAAGAAAGUUUUAUUGGCAACAGAAUCGAGGCCUAAAAGCUCAGAUCAAGGCUCUCAGAGAACAGGAGAAGGCCUUUCAGACUGAGGCAAAAGCUCUUCAGGAAGAAAUAAGGUCUCUCCAUGAGGAGAUAAAAGCCUUGAAACACCAGGAGAGAGCAAUCAAGAUGGAGGAACAAGCCCUGAUGAAAGAAGGAAUAGCAAUAGAGAUGGAAGAAAAAGCUCUGUGGGAGGAGGCACAGGCUCUUCGUGAGGAGAACAUGGCUCUUAGAGAAGAAAACCGAGCUCUUCAAGAGGAGGAAAAAGCCCUUCUGGAAGAGGCAAAGGUCCUUGAGGAGUGGAAUAAGAUUCUUCAGUUCACACUUGCUGGAAAAAAGCACAAGAAUAAAACAAAGCAAAAGAAUUGAUUUGAAGAUGUAACCAGCGAACCAAGAAGGCCAUUGACAUUCCAGUAAAAACAAUUAAAACUUUUGAAGGUGAAAUACUAUUGUUGGGAUUGAAGUCAAAAGCCUGGAAAUUUACAGUACUCAGUAUCUGGUCCUGGAAACUAAAUAAAGUUCUGAAAAGUUAAAAAAAAAAAAAAGGAAAUGAUUCUUUUGGG